This is a messenger RNA of Aspergillus campestris IBT 28561, 1363 nucleotides long. RefSeq lists its product as uncharacterized. The record is from RefSeq and is a predicted model, not a curated record. The transcript has a single exon. Lineage: Eukaryota; Fungi; Ascomycota; Eurotiomycetes; Eurotiales; Aspergillaceae. Bases 38 to 1363 code for a protein of 441 amino acids.
AUCCUAUAUCCUAUAUACACCCCCCCCAAUCAGUAAAAUGCGCCACUUCGACGCCUGGCUCCUCCGCGACCCCUACUCCAUCUUCCACUACUACUCCACCGGCCGACGCUGGCAAGAGACCGUCCGCGACCUAAUCCAAGAGCGCAAGAUCUGUUCCCCCCCGUCUCCAGGGGAGAACGACGAUGCUACUAUCGACCCAUACGCCCGCCCCCUCCAUCCCCAAUCCACCUGUGCCUUCCUGCAGCGCCUACCCCUCGAGAUCCGCCUCCUCAUCUACCAAUACGUCUUCGGCCAAGACGUCGUCGUCCAUCUCGUCCAGCUCAAGGGCCAGAUCCGCCACGUGCGCUGUCACGAGACCCGCUCGUCGCUCGCUCGCAACCGGCGCUGUUGUCCGGUAACACCUGCGCGCUGGCGCAUUCACGACCAGCCUGCCUCAUCUUCAUUAUCACCAUCCCCACACAGUCGACUAUCGCAAGGGAAACCCCCUCAACCAGGGGCGCAUCGCACAGACGCAGUCCUCUACCCGCACUCCCACGCCCAACUCCCCAACAACCUAAGCAACUCCUCCCCCGCCCUCCUCCGCACCUGUCGCGCCAUCUACGCCGAAGCAGCCGACCUGCUCUACCGCGAUCGCGUCUUCGACGUCGAUGACCUGCACACCUUUAUCGCGUUCUCCCGCGCAAUCAGCCCGUCCAGCCGGCGCGCCAUCAACCGUCUAACCGUCCACUGGAUGCCUAUCUUUCCUCCGUUGAUGAACCCAGAUAAUCCCGCCUCCGCAGCAGCAUCAGCCUCUAUCUUCACGCACACGCAUAAUGACCACCUCUGGUCACUGUUCUGGUCGCGCGUUGCCUCACUUCCGAAUAUAAAGGAACUCCUCCUGGCAAUCGACCUCGGCCGGUUUACCGCUGCGAACUUCACCCAUCCCCUUCCCCCAACAACAACCACUACUACUACCACCCCUACAACACCCGCUACCGCAGGAGGCACCCUCCUCACCCCCCGCCUCCGCCUCUCCAUCGACGAACCCUGGGUAACGCCCCUCCUCGCCAUCCGCGGCAUCCAACACUUCGAUCUAGCCAUCACCGCGCGGUGUGACCCCGUCGCGAAGCGCCUGCUGGAACCGGAGUUGUGUAAAGAGGCGGGGACGCUGCGCGAUCAUUUACGUGCUGUGCUUUGUGCUGAGCCGGAUCCGGAUCCGCUUCCUCUUUUCCAGACGUUGCCGAAGGCUGUGAGGGAGAUUCUUGAGGCUGCGGCUGCGGCUGAGGCUGGGGCUGGGGCUGGGGCUUCUUCUUGGGCGGGGAGGGAUGGGAGGAGGGGGGAGGGGAAGAUGGGGAGGAGGAGGUUGGCUAUUACUGCUGCUUGA